This is a messenger RNA of Ustilaginoidea virens, 2790 nucleotides long. RefSeq lists its product as uncharacterized. Bases 1 to 2790 code for a protein of 929 amino acids. Lineage: Eukaryota; Fungi; Ascomycota; Sordariomycetes; Hypocreales; Clavicipitaceae. The transcript has a single exon. Gene Ontology annotation, molecular function: protein binding. The record is from RefSeq and is a predicted model, not a curated record. Gene Ontology annotation, cellular component: U4/U6 x U5 tri-snRNP complex; catalytic step 2 spliceosome. Gene Ontology annotation, biological process: mRNA splicing, via spliceosome; spliceosomal tri-snRNP complex assembly.
AUGGCGUCCAAACUCGAUUUCCUCACCCAAAAGGCGCCGGAAAACUACGUCGCCGGUCUCGGUCGCGGCGCGACGGGUUUCACAACAAGAUCUGACCUUGGUCCUGCGCGCGACGGCCCAAGCGAAGACCAAAUCAAAGAGGCGCUCGCAAAACGCGCUGCGCAGCUCGGCCUCGCCCCGGACGGCAAGAAAAAGGGCGACGACGACGACGGCGGGGACGACGACGAACGGUUUCAAGACCCGGACAACGAGGUCGGCCUGUUCUCCGGAGGCAUCUACGACAAAGAUGACGAGGAAGCCGACAAGAUAUGGGAGUGGGUGGAUGAGCGCAUGGACCGGAGGAAGAGGCAACGAGAAGCCCGGGAAAAGGCCGACCAGGAGGAGUACGAGCGCAAGAACCCCAAAAUCCAGCAGCAAUUCUCGGACUUGAAGCGCGCCCUGGAAACGGUUACCGACGAGGAGUGGGCAAACCUACCAGAAGUGGGCGACUUGACUGGCAAAAACCGACGCAGCAAGCAGGCGUUGCGGCAAAGAUUCUACGCCGUUCCGGAUAGCGUGCUGGCUGCCGCCCGAGAUUCGACGGAGCUGAGCACAACGGUGACGGAUGACGGAGUCGCGUCCAGCGCCGCAGACAAGGCCGACGGGACCAUGACCAACUUUGCGCAGAUCGGGGCUGCGCGCGACCGAGUGCUCAAGUCGCGACUGGAGCAAGCGUCUCGGUCCAGCGGCGACGCCACCAAUGGUAGUGCAACGAGCAUCGAUCCGCAGGGAUACAUUACGAGCCUGAACAAGAUGCAAAUGAACGAGGCACAGGCCCAGGUGGGGGACAUCAACCGCGUGCGCGAGCUGCUGCAGUCCGUCGUCAAGACGAACCCGAACAACGCCCUCGGCUGGAUCGCGGCAGCACGGCUCGAGGAGCUGGCUGGCAAAAUCGUGGCCGCGCGCAAGACAAUCGACCAGGGUUGCGUCCGAUGUCCCAAGAGCGAAGACGCCUGGCUGGAAAACAUUCGACUCAACCACGAGUCGCAAAACGCCAAAAUCAUCGCCCGGAGAGCCAUCGAGGCGAACAACCGGUCGGUCAGGCUGUGGGUGGAGGCCAUGAGGCUGGAGAAUAUCCCCAGCAACAAGAAGAGGGUGAUCCGGCAGGCCUUGGAUCACAUCCCGGAGUCGGAGGCGCUGUGGAAGGAGGCCGUCAACCUGGAGGAGAACCAGGACGACGCCAAGCUGAUGCUGGCCAAGGCUACCGAGCUGAUCCCCCUGUCCGUGGACUUGUGGCUGGCGCUGGCCCGCCUCGAGACGCCCGAGAACGCGCAAAAGGUGCUCAACAGAGCCCGCAAGGCGGUCCCCACCUCGCACGAGAUCUGGAUCGCCGCUGCCCGGCUCAUGGAACAGCUGGGCCAGGCAAGCAAGGGCAACGUCAUGACGACCGCCGUGCGGGUCUUGGCAAAGGAAUCCGCCAUGCCCAAGAGGGAGGAGUGGAUCGCCGAGGCCGAAAAGUGCGAGGAGGAAGGGGCGGUCCUCACCUGCCAGAACAUCAUCCACGCCACGCUGGGCUGGGGUCUCGACGAGGAUGAUGACCGAAAGGACACGUGGAUGGAGGACGCAAAGUCCAGCAUCAACAGAGGCAAGUACGGCACCGCGAGAGCCAUCUACGCCUACGCCAUCCGCGUCUUUUACAACAGCAGGACGCUGCGAAUGGCGGCCGCCGACCUGGAGAGGAACCACGGCACGAGGGAUUCCCUCUGGCAGGUUCUCGAGCAAGCCGUGGACGCUUGCCCGACAAGCGAGGACCUGUGGAUGAUGCUGGCCAAGGAGAAGUGGCAGGCCGGCGAGGUGGACAAUGCCCGGCUGGUCCUCAAGCGCGCCUUCAACAAGAACCCCAAGAACGAGGACAUUUGGCUGGCGGCCGUCAAGCUCGAGUCGGAAAGCGACAAUGCCGAGCAGGCCCGGAAGCUGCUGGAAAUCGCCCGAGACCAAGCGCCGACCGACCGGGUUUGGAUGAAGAGCGUCGUGUUCGAGCGCGUCCAGGGCAACGUGGAAGCGGCCCUGGACCUCGUCCUGCAGGCCCUGCAGCUCUUCCCUGCCGCGCCCAAGCUCUGGAUGCUCAAGGGCCAGAUAUACGAGGACCUGGGCAAGGUCGGCCAGGCGAGGGAAGCAUACGCCGCGGGGGUCAAGGCGGUGCCGCGAUCCGUCCCCCUCUGGCUGCUGUACUCGGGCCUCGAGGAAAAGUCCGGCAUGACCAUCAAGGCGCGCUCGGUGCUCGACCGCGCGCGCCUGGCCGUGCCCAAGUCGGCGCGGCUGUGGUGCGAGUCUGUCCGUUUCGAGCGCCGAGCAGGGAACCUCGCGCAGGCCAAGUCCAUCAUGGCCAAGGCGCAGCAGGAGAUUCCAAAGAGCGGCCUUCUCUGGGUCGAGCAAAUCUGGCACCUGGAGCCGCGGACCCAGCGAAAGCCGCGUAGCCUGGAAGCCAUCAAGAAGGUCGACAACGACCCGCUGCUCUUCGUGGGCGUCGCCAGGAUCUUCUGGGCCGACAGAAAGCUGGAAAAGGCGCAGAACUGGUUCGAAAAGGCCCUCGUCCUGGACAGCGACCAGGGGGAUAGCUGGGCGUGGUACUACCGCUUCCUGGUCCAGCAUGGUACCGAGGAGAAGAGGGAAGAAGUGGUGAGCAAGUGCGUGUUGAGCGAGCCGCGGCAUGGCGAGGUCUGGGAGAGGGUGGCCAAGCAGCCUGCGAAUGCGCGCAGGGGCGUGGAGGAGAUUUUAAAAUUGGUUGCGGGGGAACUGGAGCAAUCAUGA